Neoarius graeffei (lesser salmon catfish) is the source of this 1690-nucleotide messenger RNA. RefSeq lists its product as uncharacterized. The record is from RefSeq and is a predicted model, not a curated record. Bases 232 to 918 code for a protein of 228 amino acids. NCBI's taxonomy places the organism in Eukaryota, Metazoa, Chordata, Actinopteri, Siluriformes, Ariidae. The transcript is spliced from 3 exons. Gene Ontology annotation, molecular function: methyltransferase activity; 2-oxoglutarate-dependent dioxygenase activity.
CAAGGUUUAUAAGCUAACAACUUACUAGCACCAAAUCUGUAACGUUAGCUAGACCCGACCAAACCUUCGGUCAGCCUGCGGCUAGUGUCGCUCUGUAAGUGUUAUUGCUGGUAAUUUUUUCGCAGUGUAUCCUGCCCCAUUUUAAAUAGAGACAGUCACCUUGCCAAGGCCUUAAAGUUAUUUGAAAGGUGGUUCUUGAAUCUCCACACGAAGGCUACACUGAAUGAAGAUAUGCUUAAAUUUGCGGACGAUACAACGGUCAUCGGCCUCAUCCGAGAUGGUGACAAGUCUGCAUACAGACGGGAGGCUGAACGGCUGGUCUGUUGGUGCAGCCAGAACAAUCUGGAGCUGAAUACGCUCAAAACUGUGGAGAUGACAGUGGACUUUAGGAGGAGCCCUCCCACUCUGCUGCCCAUCACCAUCACCAACAACACUGUGACUGCUGUUGAAAGCUUCAGGUUUCUGGGUUCCACAAUCUCUCGGGACUUGAAGUGGGAGACCAACACAGUCACUAUCACCAAAAAGGCUCAGCAGAGGUUGUACUUUCUGCGCCAGCUCAGGAAGCUCAACCUGCCUAAGGAGCUGCUGACACAAUUCUACUCUGCCAUCAUUCAGUCUGUUCUUUGCUCUUCCAUCACUGUUUGGUUUGGAUCGGUCGCCAAACAGGAGAAGAACAGACUGCAACGAACAAUAAGGUCUGCAGAGAAAAUUAUUGGUGUCAACCUGCCCUCCAUCCAAGACCUAUACUUGUCCAGAGUCAGGAAACGGGCAGGUAACAUCUCUGCGGACCCAUCACACCCUGGUCACAAACUAUUUAAACUUCUCCCCUCAGGGAGGCGAUAUAGAUCACUGUAUGCAAAAACAACCAGACACAAGAAUAGUUUCUUCCCUCAGGCUGUCUCUGUGAUGAACAGCUAAAAUCCAGAUUCAUAUAUCAGUAAUAUCACUUGCAAAAUAUCUGCACACUCAUACUGUCAUUCUGUGCUCACUGUUACUUAUAUUAUAUUUAUACUUAUUUAUAUUUACUAUUUCAUCUUUGCACUAUGCACCAUAUUGCACCAAAAGGGAAAAUCCUUUCUGUGAUGAACAGCUAAAAUCCAGAUUCAUAUAUCAGUAAUAUCACUUGUAAAAUAUCUGCACAAUCAUACCGUCAUUCUGUGCACAAUGUAUACUUUAUAUUUAUUUAUCUAUUUCAUACUUCACUUACCUGGAUUACUUUGCACUAUGCACCUAUUGCACCAUAUUUUUUAAAUUUUUUUUGUUUUGUUUUGUUUUGUGUAUACGUUUUUUUAUCUGUUUUGUACUAUGAGAGCUAAGUGAUACCGGAGUCAAAUUCCUCAUGUGUGUCCAAAUACCUGGCAAUAAAAAAGUGAUUCUGAUUCUAAUUAAUAAGUGUUUUUAUUUUUGUUUCAGGCCCCAAGUGCAUUUAGGCAUUGGACUUUGCACAAGUGAAGUGUUCAGAAAAGGCCCUGUCAAUUCGGUUCCGUCAGAGGACGGAAACAGCUGAUAAAAUUUGAUUUUUGGCUGGGCUAUGCCGUUAAGAUAUUUUUAAAAUGUAAAUUUAUUCAUUAUUGUUGUUAUUUACUUUCAGUUAAAUUUAACUUUGAAGUGGUCGCUCAUAUUUUGUACCCAAGCCAGUUUGUCAUCAUAUUUUUUCUAAAUAAUAAAGCAAGAUGUGGUGCAUUAGAAA